This is a messenger RNA of Hymenoscyphus albidus, 873 nucleotides long. The record is from the annotation of a GenBank genome assembly. Lineage: Eukaryota; Fungi; Ascomycota; Leotiomycetes; Helotiales; Helotiaceae.
AUGGAUUACUCGGAGGCUGUGCACGCACUCAUGAGCGCGAGUGGCAAGAGGGGCAAGAAGGGCAAACAGAGAGUAAUACUUGGAGGAAAAUCAGAUUCAGAGGAGCUCAGCGAUCCUGACGAGAAAACUUCAACAAUGUCUACCUAAGACAAGAAGAAAGAUCUCCCAACUUUUGAGUAAGUCUAAAAACAAGUAUCUUACCUCAACGCUAACUUCUUUCAGAACCUCACAGCCCAUCGUUGUGGUAAAAGUCAGUUUGGAUGAUAGCAGCAAAGAAUUUCUCGUCCACCAAUCAUUCCUCUGCUUCUACUCACACUACUUCACCGCUGCACUCGAAGGCCCAUUUCAAGAGGGACAAAGCCAGACAGUUCACCUCGAAGAAAUGUGCCCAACCGCGUUCUCAAUCUUCGUCAACUGGCUCUACUGCCAGCGAAUCGAACGUAGCAACAAAGAGCCACUCCUACGCGAAAACCUUCUCGAGUUAUGGCUCCUGGCAGAUCGGUUGAAUAUCCCCAGACUCCAAAAUGAGGCCAUGUCGAUCCUUGGCGCGGACGCGUUUCCGGAUACUGAUGAUAUACACGGCAUUGAAUUAUGUCGAAAGUUUGAGCGCAUGUACGACAACACCAUGGAUGACAGCCCGCUACAAAGGUUCUUUCUUGAUCGGUUGACCUGUCAAACUAAUGUUAAAUUGGUACCUGAACAAAAUGUACCAAAGCAAAUGCUCAUGGACAUGCUUAAUCUUGCGAGACCAGAUCUUGAACCAUACUAUGGACACGAUGAGUAUAGGGUACGUACAAAUUUCUUUGUGGAAGAAAAAUAAGGUACCAUACUUCACAUUCCCCAAAGCUAGACUUGGAGAUGUGGGCGACGUAG